Molecule: messenger RNA, 11748 nt
Organism: Caenorhabditis auriculariae
Lineage: Eukaryota; Metazoa; Nematoda; Chromadorea; Rhabditida; Rhabditidae
Source: the annotation of a GenBank genome assembly
AUGUUGCUAGGGUUGGUGGCAUUUCUGGUGUUCCUGGCGAUAAUGCUGAAAUUGGUACGGGACGAUGAGAAAAAAAAGAAAAAAGUCGCGGCGACGAUGGAGAAAGAGGAGCGUGUCGAAAUGAGGAAUGAGUCAGUGGGUUGGCAACUUGGCGGCGGCGAGAACGAGGAGGACGAGGAGGUUCAAGAAGAAGAAGAGGAAAGAGAGAACCGACCAUUGAUCGUGAUCGCCACGGAAGUGACGACGACGACGUCGAAACCCAUGGAGCAUCUCGACGCCGAGCAACGCUCUGCCAUAUUUCAUCUGGAGGAGUGUCUUCGGGACGAUGAAGACGACCAGAAGACGUUGGAGGUGCUCAGAGUCCAUCGGGAGCUCGAUCAUACUCCUAUUCUCACUGUACAGGUUUUUUUUUUGCAAAAUGUUUUGUUUGUGAAGAAUCGUGUGACUUUUUUCUUUCAAUGUUUCAAAACCUUCUCUGUCUUUUGGAAAGAAAGAUAGCUUGAAGAUUAUUACGAAUUUGUUUAGAGUCGGACUUCUGAUAAUUCUAUACGAUUUUCUAGUGUUUCAGACUAUUUUCUUUUUUGAUUUUCAAAGCUCUUCUUGUUUUUUUAGAGUUUUGAUUUAGCAGCUACGAUUUUUUUAGUACUGAUUAUUUGCUGGUUUGGCGUCGAAGUCUUUCAUGCUGCUAUCCAUGACUCGAAAUUCCUGUUUCGUGAUGAAGAUUUUUCUUUUUUUAUAGUCAAAGAUUAAUUAGUUUCAGAAAAAUGAAUGCCGUAGUCAUCAGAUGUUGAUUCCGAUUUUGAUGAUUGUUAGAAGAAGUUUUUCUUCUUUCAAAGUUCGGGCGCUUUGAUUCAAAUGAUUAUAUUUUAAUCUAAGAAUAUUCAGUGUACUACCUCGAGAGCUAAUUUCAAUUUUUUUUUUGCAGUAAUAAUGGUUUUUUUUCAUAUAUUUCAACAUUCAAUUGGUAAUUGGAUAUUCUGUAAUUGGAUAAGGCAUCUCGAGGACUUCCUCUCGUUUUUCCUUUGUUUGAACGGCGGUUUUUUCUUCCGAUUGAUAACAUUGCUCCGCGGGCAAUUUGAGAUAGAAUAGAGGAAAAGGCGUUUCCGUUCGUCCUCUUUUUUUUUGCCUCACAAAAUUGCACCGUCGAUCUUUUGUCCUUGAAACUGUUGUUUUCGUUUCGAGGUUGCGAAGUGCGGUACCUUCAGGAAACAUUUCCUUGAAGCAUAUCGUCUUUUCGGACUUUUUAGAAUAAGACUCGAAAUGAUCCCUCAAAAAAUUAUGGUGAAGCUUGGCAGUGUGCAAUAAUUCUUUUAAAGAUUUUUCUUGUUCCUUUCUCUUAAUUUUCAAUAUUUGUAUUUUUCAUUAACUCAUUAUUGAGAGCUGGAUGCAAUCGUUUCGACCUUCUUCCUAAACUUAUGAGGAAGUUUAUUAAAAGAUUUUUUGCAAAAAAAAAUAAGCUAAGAAUUUGAAAAAAAUGUGUUUUAUACAAUAAAGUACCUCGAACGACUUUUUCUUACAAAUUUUUUCGACCUCAAUCUCGAUCUUAUGUAAAGGAUCACUAAAAGUGCCUGCUCUCAUUUCGAAGCUCCUAUUUUUUUGUCAGAAUUUGAUCUUUCCACAAAGUUGAAGAAGAAAAUAUCGCAAUAUAUUUUUUUCAAUAACUAAAUCUCAAGGCGCACCUAAUCGGGGCGGUAGAUGUGAAGACGACGGCGGCGGCGGCGGUUUUGCGCGCGGAAAACGCAAAUAUGAAUAUACAUAAAGGUGCACACAAACAGACACGCAAGCAUCCAUGGUUGGUAUGAGCAAACGAUUGGCCUCGACGAUUAUUCAUCCCCUCGUCGGCUGUGACGAUGAUGAUGGCCGCCGUCGUGGUGGUGGUCAUCGUCGGCGUAAUCUUUCUUGUUUGUUUGGUUUGGUUGGGCCUCGGCUGACCGUUUUGUGGUUUUUGGGCCAAUUCAGACUUGUUAUGGGGACCAUCCCAACUGCUUAAAUUUUCAUUUUCGGAUUUUUUGACAGAAGUUCUUUUAUUUUAUUUUUCUGUAGCCGGUUUUUUGAAAGCUUUCUCAAGCGAGUGAUUCUAUUCAAACUUUCUGGGUUUGAAAAAACUGGUCUGAAACCUUUUUUGAUGUACUAGAACAUUUUGAAGCUUCAACCUGUAGACUUUGACAUUUUCAAAAACAAUUCCUCCCGGAAAAAUCUUGAAGCUCAUUUUCGAGAGCUGAAAAUAUUAAACGCUCGGCAAGCAUGAAAUGUCUCAUUUUUGACACGUUUCACACUGUCUCACUCAUUUGUUCUCCCUUUUCACAUCGGAUCACGGUCGGAAACUUUUUUACAGUUUUUAUUUGUUGCUAGCCGCAUUAAUACCUUUCUUCACGCGGAAACGCGCAAAUUCGAAAGUUUAUAAAGUAGGUCUGGCUGGGGUCAGGGCUAGUCGCGUGUCUUUUUUGGUCAGUUCUUGUUAUUUUUUCUUUUCUUGAUCUUUUUUCUCCGAUGAGGACAUCCAUGUUGUCCCGAAUCGUGUUUUGAGGUCGAAAUUUGGGUGGAAAUGAGCCUUUCUCGACGUGAUUUUUAAGGACGAAAGUGUAAAAAACUAAAUAAAGAAGUGAAAGCUCAGAUUUUUCCAUUUUCUUGAGGAUAAUUGAAGCUUUGAAAUCGGGAAUAUCCUUGGAUAGAAGCCAGGUUUGGCGUCAGUCAGGGACGGAUGUUUGUACAGGAGUAGUUGUGGCUGUAGUGGGCGCCGUUCUUUUGUUUGUUGGCCUCCGCCUACCGGGCGGCUUCUUUUGGGCUCAGAUUUUGCAGUUAUUGUUGUAGUUGCCGUCUUUGCAUGUCAAGUGCUUGGAGCGUGUUGUUCUCCGGAUUUUUUGGGUCAUAAAGCUUCUAAAAAGACGGUGAUCUGGCAUCAUUGCUCGCUUUCUGUAACUGUUCUAAAAAAAUUGAAUUCCUAUUCGCUCCUAUUUGAAAAAUUUUCAUGAGAGAGAGAGCUGUUACUGGUAGGACGAAUUGAUAUACCAUUCCUUCAUUUGUUUUUAAAUGACUUUCGCUCUCAAAACAGCUUGAUUGAGAUUUUUUUUUCCUUAACGGACUUUCCUCAACUUCAUCAUUACUGUGGGAAAACCAUUUAAAAAUAAAAACGUCAAACCUGAUUUAUAUUAACUUAGAAAUGUAACUCGGUUUUUCGAAAAAAAGAAAAGAUUUUUUUUUUCAGUGUCUCAUUGCUGUAUUAAUUUUCUCUGAUUUUUGAGCUUUCGAGCCGUUUCACAAAACAUCUUCUAACUGAUCAGCAACGGAUCGUGAGCUUUUUGAAGAAAGUAAAUACAACGUGUUGAGAAGAAAAAUCUUGAAACCGAAAAAAAGAAGAUUUCCCUCGGCGCGGCCGACCUCUUUGAUCUACUUUCUCGUUAAUUUAGGGCGUUUUCUAUUGAUUUCUUUUUUCUUAUCUGAUUUCGCAGGAACGUUUUGCAGAGCUAGGCAAUUUCUGAUAAUUAUUUCUGAAGACUGAUAAUUACAGCUUUGAUGGAAAAAUGACGUCUUUUGAAGUUAAGAAUUUUUUGACGGAAUUCGCCAUUUUCUUUCGAGUUCCAAUUUUUUUAAACCUAUGAAAUAAUAGUGAGUUUGUUUAUGAAUAUUUUGAGUAAGAUUAAUUUUGAGUCAUUUUAGCGCUUUCGUGUGAACAAAGUGAUAAUCUGCUAUUUUGGUCCUCAAAAACAACCUAAAAUUUUGAAGUGUUAUCAAUCAAACUGAUUUUCCACGUUCACAUCAGAGUCAAUCAGUUUCCGAGUCUUUUUUUUUCGAUUUUUCGGUUCCAUUUCUCCAGUUGUUUUGUGAUCCCUUUGUGUGUCCCGGAGACGUUCGCCUAAUUGGUUCAGGUUUCCCGAAAAAAUUUUCGUCUUUUUUCAUGGAAGUCGUGUGGUUUCAAUUUUGUUGCAAGGAACGUAUUCUUACAGUUUACUAUAAAGUUUUCGCGGUUUUUCUGAAAAGUUCCUCUUGUGUCUGAUAAGAUUAGAUUCUCUUGCAUCGUUGUUUGCUGAAGGAUCGCAUUUAUUGAUGUUAAAAAAAUCAAACUGAUAAUCUAAGAUUUAGCUAAAAUGAAGAAAUUGUACAAAUAUAGUGGUGAAGGUCUUCAUGAAAUUUGGUUUUCCAGCUUUUGAUCUACAUCAGAGAAGUUUAAUUUAGCUUUCAGCGUUUUGCAGCAUUUCUUUUUCAUGACUCUAAGAUUCUUGAAUGGAACUGACGAAGUUAUUUUCAGGAGUCCUGUUCAAUUAUUUCCAAACUUUUUCUCAAUUCAUUCACGUUCCAAUGACUCACAAGUAAACUUGUUCGAUUGAGAAUGCGUCAUCUUUUUCACGUGAAAUUUUGUUUGGGAAAAAGUUCAUGUUCAUUUUGUACAUUUUCUCUCUCUCUAACCCCGUGAGUAUUUUCGAGUUUUGAAGUAAUUUUUAACAACAAAAAAAAUGGAUAAUUUCCCUUGAGUUUAACCUUUUCGUCGAUAAAGGUGCAGUUAUCUUUCAGCUAUAAAGAUGAAGUUUAUUGAAAAUUUUUAAGACCUCUUUUUUGAAAAAAAAAAGCUGGGAAACAAAUGAGAACUUUCAGUCGAACAGGUUGCAUAGCAGCGGGUUUUCUUUCAAUUACGUAUUGGAAAUUAUAGUCAUUUAUCUUCUUUUUUUUUCGAAAAGUUGGAAAAAGAUGCAUUUGUGGAAACAAGGAAAGAUAGAGAGAAAUAAAUGAUAUCGAAGAGGGAAACUUUCUGGAUUAGAAACUUGUAAUUUAGAGGUUAUCGAAAAUAAUUGGAAUACUUUUUAAAACAGUUAAUUUUGCCUCAAACCGAAAGACACUAGAGCGCAAUUGUAGAAUUCAUAAAUCUAAGAGAAAAAAAAUUGAUAUUUUUUUCACUUUUCAAAACUUUUCUUUUCAGAAAUACAAGUUCUGUUUUCUUGCUCCUUUCGAACGAUAACAUGUACAUAACUCACCAUUUUUUUCUCACAAAAAGUUAUAAAAAAAUGACAUCCUGCGGCCCCAAAAAAACACAACACAAAUACAAACUCGGCGGAUUUUUUUAUUGUUAACGCCCUUUGCGCCUCGUCAUUUUUUUCCCGUCAUUCAUUCAUUUUCACGUCGAAAAAAACGUGUUUCGAACCGUUGAAUGAAAUCUCCAAACAAAAAUUUCUUUCGAGACAUGAGCGAAUAAACUUCUUUCGAAAGGUUGUGUACAAUUGCUAACCUGACCGCUGAUUAAUUUCUAAGCAAAAAUAUAAUUGAUACUUUAUCCAUGAGGUGAUGAAUGGUCUCCUGAGCCCACGAGUUAUAUUCUUUAAAAAUCUCAUUUAUUUUUUUUCCUUCACCCUCUUUAGGCGAGUUAGCUUUUCUUAUCUUUCCUUUAUUAAAAAAAAUAUUUUUACUUUAUUUUUUUAGUCAAUUUACGACUUGCUUAAUCCAAUAUUCGAAGAAUCGAAAAUUGUUUAAGAAACCAUUUUUUUCAUUUCAAGCUAGAGAUAGCGAGUGGAUUGAUGCAAACUUGAUUCACUACAGAAUUUCCAAACAGUGGAGUAAAUCGAAACUUUUUUCGAAGGAUUCUUUUAAGAAUUAGCUCUGAUUAUUUUUUUCUGUCUAAUAAAAACUUUGAAAGUUUGAAUUUUUUUUUUCUUGCAGACGAACGAGCCAGUAUUCGUCCCGCCGCCGCCGCCCCUUGACUCAGACCACCACGAUCACCACGACAUGACGCGAAAACCGUUGCCUCGUCUGGCGCACUUGGUCCGUCUUUUUUUUUGAAAAUGAAUAAAACAACUACCUCUUUAAGGUGAAAAAUGAGACGACCGACGAGUUCGGCUUCAACCUCCAUGCCGAGAGACAUCGCGGACACUUUAUUGGUAUAUUUUUUUAAAGUUCUGAUACUUUGAUUUUAGCUAUGCUCCUUUUUCAACUUCACUAGAGAAAAUAUUUAUGAAUUGUAGAAUUUGAAAACUUCUUUUAUUGCGAGUCCUCGACUUUUCCAAAAGAUUGAGUGAUUCUCUCCUUAUGGCGUAUUUUGCUAGGAUCAUAUCGGGAAUAUCAAGCUUCGUGGAAGAAUGCGAAAGUCUAAUGUUCCCUUGAGGUUUUGUGGAGCCUCGGAAACUCUCAGAAGCCCUCUCAUAUAUUUUUCAAACUUGGUCGAGUUUUUAUCGUUUCAGGCACAGUCGACGCUGGCGGUAUCGGCGAACGAGCCGGCCUGAGGAUGGGACAACGAAUCGUUGGCGUCAACGACGUGCUGAUCUUCCCCGACACGCCGCACAAGGAGGUCGUCGCGCUCAUCAAGAAGUCGCCGACGAGCACGACCCUUCUCGUCGCUUCUGAAGACGUUGACAAGUUGGUGACGUCAUCGAAACGGGUUAUACGCUGUGACGUCAGAUGGCACACGUCGCACCAUGUGCCGUACUCGUUCGAAGAGGCAGAACACUAUCCAGAGCCGCCAAAGUCCCGAACUGCCACCGCCGUCAGUCAGCAUCCACAGAAACUCAGUCCUCAUGUACGUUUCUCGAUAGGGACAUCUGUAAUCAGAAAAUCAAUGUUUCGAACUUCUUUCUUUCACGUUUUUAGCCGCAUCUUCAAAGCAAGGCAUGAAAUUUGUAUUUUUUUUUUUGUCUGUCUAAGCCUUGAUGAUACUUUUUUUUUGCAGUUAUCGAAUCUAGAAUUUUAUAAAUUCGACUGCUAGUCAUAAUUUCAAUAUUUCAUAGUUUCUCUGUCGUUGUAAGUUUUUCAAACUUCUUUGCCGGUGUUUUGAAGAAGCAAAGACUAUAAGUAAAAUCAAGAAUUAAAAACUCCUUUUUAGUUAACCGAUAUUGGUGUCUUUUCAGAGCGUAACGUAACACUAGAAAGUUUAAAAUAUCCGGGAAUGUCUAUUCUGAUUUUUAGAUUACUUUGUAAUUCUUUUUUUUUUUCAUGAGAUAAAUCGUGGUAAGUAGUGCUUUAAUUCACUGUUAGAAUAAUUUCAACCUCAGAAAUUUGAUCGACUAGUUCUAAAAAUUUAAACCAACUAUGAAAAACCUGUGAAAUAUUGGGAGAAUCUUUAUGGCUUUUCCAGAAGCCUAAUCAUCAAAAAAUGUAAACUACGUAAAAGAAAAAUUCCAACAAUGCGUUUUUUUUUUCACUUUUUUGUUUCAGAGCAUCCAAGUUGGCGACGAGAUGGAGGUCGUCCUCCACCACCAGGUACAUCGUGUCCCUUGUUCUUUUCUCAAUGUGAGUCCUGCCGUCCGUCCAAACUUUUCGCGUUUUUCUUCUAAAUUCGUUUUAGCAUGGCAUUUUACGGCACGGCAUGGCUCCAGGAAAGUAAAUGUCUUUUCCUGAUUUUUUUUUUUCUUGAAACAUGUCGGUUUUAUGUGUUUCUUUAUGCUUCCCAAUGUUUCUGAAUGGAAUGACGAAAUCUUGGAAUGCAUCUUGAGAUGGAACGGUUCCGUUGGAAGAGGGUUGUAAAAACAUUUGAGAUAUGUAUUUAAGAUUGAAAGGACGAUUUGUUCAACUUCUUUUAGUUUCAACUGUAAUCAUUUCUUUUUUCUGUGCUUUAAUUGGGAGUUUUUGGCUCAGAUUUUGGAGUUGCGGGUCUGAAAAUUGAAAUCUUUUUCAAGCGUUAGGUCACAUUAUCUCAUUUUUUUUCUUUUUAAUUGCAAAAUAUCUCCCACGGUUCCGACAGUCAUUUAUGAUGUCAAAAAGAAGCUUUGUGAUGCAAAUUUCUAUUCUGCUUUUUCUUUUGUGUGUCUUUUGAGCUGAAAAACGAAUCGACUGGUUUCGGAGCUAUAGUCCGACAGGAACAUUAUCCAGUUUUUGUUUCUUGUGUGUUGUUUGGUUUUUUCGUUUUGAAGAAUUUUCAGUGAGGAUCUAACUAUUUGAAAAACUUCUCAAUAGUAAUUGGUGUUUAUUGAGUUUAUGACUUUCGUUUAACUGGAGUUUAAUAAUUUUCAAAAAAGGGCGUUCUUGUUUUACCAGUCGAUUCAAAGACAGUCUUUGUUCGAAUACUUUUUCGUUGCUUGGAAUGCAUUUUCUUUGCUCAGCCGAAGCACCACGACAACGAUAGCGAAGAGGAGUACUUCCACGACACGCAGCACGGACACGCGCCGCAGCCGCAGACGCAGCUCCAUACCUACGAUAUUCCGCCGGCGGAAGGCACCGACGACUUGCUCAGCCAGGUGUUCGGCAACGUCCAGCUGCAGCCCGUCGCCGGCGGCAACGUCAUCGUCGAGUCUCGGACCGUCGAGAUGGGCCAUCAUCAUCCGCCCUCGUCAACGGCGUCGAGUGUCGCCUCAUCGCAUCGCGAAAGCGCCAUCGAUGUGCCGCCCAGCCAUCACGUAUGCUUGGUUUCUUGCGUUUCCAAAUAUAUUCUAUUUGGUCAUAGCUUUUUCUUUUGGUUUCUUAGAUGCUGAUGUGUUUUGGAUAACAGAAUUGAGAUUCAAAGUUGCCUGAGAGUUUUUUUUUCGCUUCGGAAUGAUAAUACUAAUCAAAAAUAUUUUUGGGAAGCGUUUUUUUAUAAUUCAUAUUUUAAAUCAAUUUUUUUCUAAUAACUUCUAAUUUGCUGUUGGAAUGAACUUUCUUAGAUUUUUUUGAUCACCUUCUAUAUAGGAUAUUAUCUUGUAUUUGGGGAAAAACAAAGAAGCCAUUCGACAUGAAAUUCCAUAAGUUGAGCAAAUGAAAAGUUUUUGGGAAAAGUUUUUGGAUUUGAUUGAUUACAGUACGUGCCCUCGUACGGUACACAAACGCGCGACCACGUGGUUCCUUUCGCUCAGCAGCCGUCGCCCCUGAGCAACGGCAGCAGCGUCGGAUACGCCGGCAGCACCGGCUCCGGCGGCUACGACGACGACAUCUACCAUCUCUCGGCCAAGGAGGCCCGCGAACGUCUCCGCAACCGCAACAGGAAGCAGCGAGCGUUCGUUUUUUCUAUGAUUCUUCCCUUUUUAUGUUUUGAAGUACGCUAUCUAAAAAAGGCGAAGUUUUUGACUUCUUAUCAAAAUAGUCUGAAAAAAAGAUUGCGAUACCAUGUAAGUAUUGUUUUUUGAAAGUAUGCAACAAGCAGGAAAUGUAUUAGAUCUCUGCCGUAAUAUGACGACGUUUUUUUUUCCAUUUCGUACAGCCCAAGUAUGUUUUAAUCCACCAAUUUACAUGAUUCCAGGCUGGACAUGAGUCUGAACGAGAAGUACGAGCUUGUGAGCAACAUGUAAACCUCUCCAUGACCAUUUUCGAUUCGCAAAGUUUGUUUAUCCGAAAAACUAGUCGACUUUCUUUCUUGUCCCUUUGUCUUCUAAUUUCUAUCAUGACGUCACCGUGUACUUCCUGUGAUAACGAGAAAACUCCCCGUUUGUAAAAGUUGUUUCUUUUCUUGUAACCUUUUUUGCUUCGAAAAGAGCUCCUCGUAGUACUAAUUUCUUUCCUUCUUUUCCUCCUUGCUCAAAACGAUUCGCCAACACACUUCAACUACUGACACUGAUUACAUCUUUCACUUACUCUUAUUAAUUUUAUUAUCAACAUUGUUAAAGCGAAUGAGAGUAAUAGAAGAAAAUGUCUAUUUCCACACCCUUUUUGUGCCAGGAAAUUGCCCCAAUAAAUCUUCUAUAGUGACCACUUUCAUAUAGUCCUGUCUCUUUGUUUUUUUUUCACUAUUUAUCUUCCAGACACCCAAUUUUCUUGUGCAAUAACUUUACUGCGCCGCCGCCCAGAACUUUGUUUUUGAGAGUUGAUAAAUAUUUUUGGAAAAGUGCUUUGAUCGGAGAACUUGAGCGCUGAAGUUUGGUAAACGGUAGAUUCGAGAACUAAUUGAAUGGAUUUUUUUAAAGUUGAAAUUGGCAUAAAAUAGUCGGAACUCAGUUUUAAAAAAACGGAUUAAUUCAUCUCUUCUUACGUUUUUUUUGUCACAAAAGCGGCUUUCAAUCAUCAGAAGGCGUCGCAUGUCUUCAUCCGCCCCCUCGAUCAUAAAAAAGCGGACAAACAUGGUGUGGGAGGCAGAAGGAACCGGUCGGACAUCUCCUCCAGCUUCCUCCAGCUUCCUCGAAUCUCCGCCAGCCAAACACCCAAAUGGACCGUGCGUCGGUGGCAACGUUCGCCAGCGUCGCGUUGAGCAUCGGAGCGAUCGCCGCCUGUGCCGUCGUCGCGUCUCGGCUCUGCGACGACAUCAAUGGCUUCUUCGAUGAGACCUUCGCCGAGUUCAAGCAGGCCCAGGUCAGAAGGCUUUUUCAAUGGUCUCUCAUCUUAAUUAAUUACAAUCGAUGGAGUUUUUAUACUAAAAAAAUGUAAUUUCUCCGCUUUUAAGGAUUUUUGAAUUCUAGGUGAAGCUAUUGGGAAAUGAGAUCGACCACCUCGAGCGGAAACUUAAUCGGAUAGAAAGUUAGAAAUAAUGGUGUGAAAAAUUUAAAAAUAGGCGUUUUGAGGGUUUGAAAUUAUUUUGAUGAUCCUGUGUGAAAUUCUAAUCCUAAAUAGGGCGCAGGCUUGGCCUGCGCCUAAACCUCGUUAUGUUCACAGAAUACCUGAACCUCGAAAAAUGCCAUAAUGAUCCAAAAUCUCCAGAUGUCAACUGACGACGCCUGGAACGAGGUGAUGCACGUGAAGAAGAACGAAGAUCAAAGCGAAUUCAUGAAAUUCGCUCGACGAGAGAAAAGAGAAGACCUGCCGAGCCACUGCAACUGCCUCGCGCAGCACAAUUGUCCGCCAGGCCCCCCUGGAACACCUGGAAAAGAUGGAGAAGACGGAAGUGAGUCUGUUCAGAGGGAGAGCCUGAUUAGAUAUCGACUUUUCCAGGACCUGGAGCUCCAGGACCCCGUGGGGCGAAUGGAAUGAGUGGCGUCGAACUGGCGAGGGACAUGCGUGAGGACUCAGGCUGCAUCAAGUGUCCUGCUGGUGGUUCGUUCUUUUUUAUCUUUUCGAAGUUUGAUAUGAUGAAAAGAUUUUAAAACAAGGUAAUUGCCGGAGAGAAAACUGCUGUUCUAGAGAAAUAUUAUCUGAGCUUCACUGCCUCUUUGAAGAUUGAAUGGAGGAUGCCAGUAAUGAAACGGGAUAUCUUCUUGUUGUAUUGCAGCCCCAGGCCGACCAGGACCUCAAGGACUUGCCGGACUGCCAGGACCACGCGGAAACGACGGAAAGCCUGGAAAUCCUGGAAGAAUCGGAGCCAGAGGACCUGUUGGAGAACCCGGAAAUCCUGGUCUUCCAGGUACGAGUCUAUCUAAUUUUACUCUUCUAGCCUAAACGUUCAGGUACUGCUGGAGCGCCAGGACGUAUGGGACAUCCAGGUCGCAACGGCGUGAAGAACUUGCCUGGACCACCAGGCCCACCAGGAUUGCCGGGUCCGCGAGGCCCAGCCGGACCGACAGGAGAGCCUGGAGUCGCCGAAGAAGGACCAGACGGACUUCCAGGUCCAGGAGGACCUCCAGGAAUGCCAGGAAUGCCCGGGGCGAUGGGAAAGCCUGGUCCUCCGGGUCAGCCCGGAAUUCCUGGACAUGACGGCGCUUAUUGUCCUUGUCCGCCACGAGAACAGCUUAUGGUAGAGAUGGCCAACGAGUCAACUUUUGUCGAAUCGGCGCAUCUCGAGCAGGAGGAACCGCAAGAAGACUACAAAGGUCCUGGAGGUUCGUUAUGACUAUUUUUUGACGUCUCCACAACUUGCCACUCCUGAAAAAGUUUGACGUGACUGUUUCAGACAAGAAGACGAAAAAGAGCGAGCAAAGUGUUCCAGUUGUGGCAGAGCAACACGAAGAAACCUACGAGAUGCGAUUCCCUCCGAAUUUGUUCGCCGUUCAAUGA